Messenger RNA from Medicago truncatula (barrel medic), 1429 nucleotides. RefSeq lists its product as uncharacterized. Lineage: Eukaryota; Viridiplantae; Streptophyta; Magnoliopsida; Fabales; Fabaceae. The record is from RefSeq and is a predicted model, not a curated record. Bases 1085 to 1294 code for a protein of 69 amino acids. The transcript has a single exon.
ACUAAGACGGCGAAAUCACAAAAGAAAAAACGAAAUAGAUGUAAAAAUCACUUAUUUUAAUAAAAGGGAAAUAGAAAUACUAGUUAGAGGGGUGAUUUUGGGUCAAAAAUUGACCCUAAAUCACCUCUCUUUGAUAGAUGAAGGAGAAAAAACUAGGAUUCUCAUGACGGCUCGAAAAGAGAGAAGGAGAAGAGAGAGGCGGAAAAAAAAAGGUACAAUCAUCGAAUCAUAUAACAUGUAUAUUGGAUGAAGUAUUUAAUAUAGAUUUUUUUCAAAAUAAAAAGUUUAAUAAAUUACAUGCCAUGGAUUUUUUUCAAAAUAAAAAAGUUUAAUAAAUUACAUGACUCCCCUAGUUGAUAGCCGUCCAUGUAUAAUUUUAUAUGAGAGAUCUCAAUAGUGUCAUGCCAUGACAAAGGGCUGUAACUUUCAAGUUAUCGUUUUAUCCAAUGCCUCUGCCGAAUUUGAUGUGAACCAAACCCUUCUAUUUGUCUUAUCUUCCAUUUUGAACUAAAUUCCGUUCUCCUUGAAUUUUAUGUUGUCCUUUAUGCCAUUCAUUUGAAAUGGAUCCAGAUCCACUGUAGUUAAAAAAGCAGGUACUUACACACAUUAAAUAAUCUCGACCAUUAAUUUGAGAUUGGUCGGUUUACUUUUCACUGACACCAAAUCAUCGUUAAAUCAUAUUCACCAUCGACUCUAGAUCGGACGGCCAGGACCAAUAAGUGUAGUUACAACUUCUAAUCCAAAUACAUAUGAUAAGCACUAUGAUUUCAAGCAAAUAUUAUCGAUGAAAUACAAACACUCCUCAAAUUAUACAUGUCUUGUGUCAGACACGUGUCGUGUCCGACACCGACACGACACUGACACAUAAGUUUACUGAAAUAUGUGAUUUUUUCAAAUUAUUAGUAAUGUUGACGUGUCAAUAUCCGCGUCGUGUCUGAUAUCCGUGUCUGUAUCUAUGCUUUAUUGAAUACUACUCAAUAAUUCGUUUAUAAAUUGAUCUACAUCUCCAAACAAUGUGUUACAUUUUUCUUUAUAAUUUUUAUCUCUCACUAGUUAUCAUAGAAAGCUUCAAAGGGAGAAAUAAAUGGCAGAUUGGGCUCCAAUUGUUAUAGGCUUGAUCUUGUUUGUGUUAUUUUCACCUGGAUUACUAUUUCAGCUACCUGGCAAAGGCAGGGUGGUGGAAUUUGUAAAUUUCCAAACAAGUGCCAUUUCCAUUUUUGUUCAUUCCCUUCUCUUCUUUGGCUUUAUGGUUAUCUUUCUUGUUGCCAUUAAUGUUCAUAUCAAUAGUGGUUAAGUGAUCAUCCACCUAUGGUUUUGAUUUGAGGUCUCUAAGACGAUAUAUAAAAGAUUUUGAGGUCUCUGGAACAAUAUAAUAACCUCAAUUUCGACUAUAUCAAUCACGUUUUUCUGCAAUAUAAAAGUUCGCAGC